AUGCCUUUGAUCAUGGAGGAGGGACUAGACGUGGACGAUCUCUUCGGAGAUCCCAACUCUCUGGACCUGGGCUUGGCCACCGCCCAGCCAACCAAGGGCCUGGCUCAACAUCUCGAUGAAAUGCGUCUACUGGGAUGCUGCCGGAAAAUUGCUUGGUCGAGACUAGGAUGUAUUGCAUACAUCUCGCAGGAUGGUCUGCAAGUCAUAGUCCGCCAUCUGGCAUGCAAUCCCACGGAUGGCAAAUGGGGGUUGAGUGAUGAGUACCCCCAAAAUCAGAUUGCCCAACUCCACCUGGGUCAGCAACUGCUUCACCUUUGCUGGAACGAAACUGGCUCCGACCUGGCUGUGCUUGAUGCCUCGGGACGUAUUUCCAUACUGUCAAUCCCAACAGCCCUGAACAACCUUGCCAUUAGCCGUCAAACUGUGGUCGAUCCUCCCGACGACGGCGCCCAGGUCGUUGGCAUGAUGUGGAUGAACUCAAACCGGGCUGUGCAUGCAUUCCAUCAAGCAGCAAAGGUGGAUGUGCGAUGGGGCUAUUCAGCCUUCCGGCGUAAGCCCAUUGGGCCUUUCCAUCCGGCGGGCAAGCCGGCGCUUAUUUGUUUUACUCGAAACGGAAUUAUGAGGUUACUUUAUCAGAACCCUGACCAGAGAUGGGCAGAGGUUUCUGCUGAAUUAAAGACGACUAACCAAUCUGACAGCAUCCUUACCCAUGCUGCCUGUUUACCUUCUCCAAAUGGUAUUCUCGUUGCUACUCACUCGUUUUCGGGGAAACUCAGUCUUUUCAGAGUACAGAUUAUGUGGAACCCACCCCAAUGGGAUCCAGCACAGCAGAGGCAGGCCGGAGUCGUGCACUUCCCGGUUCCUUCCAUCCGCAUCAGCCACUGCAAGACUGAAGUUCCUGGAAGAGUUUUCAGCUUCAGUAAAGAUCAAGCUGAUGAUCUCCCGAAUAUAGUCCCCGGGCAGAGCUUCUCAUACCAAUUAACUAAUCUAGAGCUUGUUUCAGGACAAUCUGACAAUACAGGGGCUACCACAUCAGCCCCAUGGAUAUUGGCAGUGUACUCAAGCCCAAUUAACAGUGCAGGUCAUGAUACCCAACAACCUGCAUCAGUAAUGGUAAGGUGGCAGCUGGAAACUUCUACCUUAAAUCUGCACCCCGUUUUUGAAGAAUUAGUAUCAAAAAGGGCCAAUGGGCAGCAAAGGACGAAACUAGAGAUUCGACGGCUAGAAGACAUUCAUUUCGAUAAGCAUGUAGUCUCCAUCGACCACGUCGAGUUUGGAAACGUCCUGGCGAUAACACACGAUGACAGCUCGAUCUCAAUCUUUGAUCCCAGAAGCAUGUCUCAAUUUACUGAAGGCGGUGAUCUCAAUGCAGUGACUAGUAUGGCUCAAGCUGGAUUCCGCUUCCCUGUUGAAGCGCCAGGGCUGAAUAUCUGUUUCUCGCCAAAUGGUUGUCUUGCCGUGGUUCUUGAUACGGACUGGCAGGCUCAGCUUAGGAUAGCCAACUAUAACUUUGAGCCCGAAGGUGAUUUACAUGAUGGUAAGAACUCAAUAGGAAUUAUAGCGUUAUCACUGGCUUUCUGUCGAGGGUGCGCUAUCGAAUAUAAUACGGAUGAUUUGCUGGUAACAAUAUCUAGUCAGCUAUCUAGCGAGGCACAAAAUGUUUUCGUCAAUGAAGUGUACCGAGCUCUACCCAUCAACUGCAACUUUUCAGUGGAACAGGAAAAACCUAUGCAGAAUCCAUAUGUCCCUCGCUGUUUGAGCCUUCAAGCCGCUCUCGGCUUUCAAAGUUCCUACACUCCUCGUGGGCUGCCGUCGUCCGUGCCUUGGGCCAUUCUUCAUUUGCGCCAUGCAUCACUUCUCUUUGCCUUUUUCUUUUCAUAUAGUAAGGCACCAAAAGAGAAUGAGACACUAGACCAUGAUGUCCUACAGAUGGUAUACGGUAAUACGAAGUGGGCACUGGAUUUCACCCAAUAUCUAUUGGACGACUUAUUUGCCCUUGCUAAAGAGUUCGAACCUGUUCUUGAUGACAAGGAAGCACUUGCACAGAAGGUAAAAACGACCUCGUCUUUGUCGUUGAAUCUUGUCUUGGCUAGCAUGUCCCGAGCUUUUCUGCAUCUGGUUUGUAGGGGUCUACGGGGUGUACAUACCAGUAGUAUAGCGUCUCCCUUUGCGGGGGAUGGUCGUGCAUAUAGUAAAGAGCUAUAUACACUCAUUGACAAGGCUCCUGUUCGAUUCAAUGUGUACGAGAAAUUUCUCAAUGGAGUCGAAUCCGCUAUUAAGAAUGCCUACCAGGCGCAAGGAUUAGGAGAUAACGAUCGCCGGACACCAGAGAAGGACCUUUUGCUCAACUCACGCAUCCCUGCAAUCAUGAUACCUGUUAUCGUCAGCCUGUUCAGACAGACAAUUCCCGCAGUUCAGGCAGAGAUUGAUCAGAUGUCCAUUUACCUCACCGACUAUAGUUGGUUGGGAGUCUGCGACGAUCGUCGAACAGAGCAUUAUCGACGGACGCGACACGUUGAUAUCGUGAAGAAGGUUCCAUUGCGUGGGUUCAACUCAAACAACAACACCAUCGAGCCGGAUAUAACCUCCCCGUCGAGAAGACGCUGUGUGCGUUGUUGCGAGGUCACAGGUGAUCCUUCGUCACCGCGUUCCUUGCUAUAUUUUAACCUCACUUUACGUUUGCAACUUAUCCGGAAUUGUCUUUGUGGUGGAAUGUGGACAUUUGAAGCUGGACCCCCUACAACAACAACAGCCAGCACUGCGUUGCCAACACAUGGACCUCGAGUUGGUUGAUGAAUGACUACAUGAGUGGUUGAGCCUGUAAAUAUGUACCAUGAAAUGACUCGAAGCUCACUCAUCGGAUUUUUGGCAAUAUUGUGGGGCUACUACUCCAGGAAUAAUUCGAGAUUUAUAAGAAUGGCAAA
Messenger RNA from Talaromyces stipitatus ATCC 10500, 2924 nucleotides. RefSeq names its product RNA polymerase II Mediator complex subunit Sin4, putative. Gene Ontology annotation, cellular component: mediator complex. Bases 1 to 2793 code for a protein of 930 amino acids. Lineage: Eukaryota; Fungi; Ascomycota; Eurotiomycetes; Eurotiales; Trichocomaceae. Gene Ontology annotation, molecular function: protein binding. Gene Ontology annotation, biological process: positive regulation of DNA-templated transcription. The transcript has 10 exons. The record is from RefSeq and is a predicted model, not a curated record.